Messenger RNA from Lathyrus oleraceus (garden pea), 2754 nucleotides. RefSeq lists its product as uncharacterized. Gene Ontology annotation, molecular function: DNA helicase activity. The transcript is spliced from 7 exons. The coding region runs from base 1 to 2754 and encodes 917 amino acids. Lineage: Eukaryota; Viridiplantae; Streptophyta; Magnoliopsida; Fabales; Fabaceae. Gene Ontology annotation, biological process: DNA repair; telomere maintenance. The record is from RefSeq and is a predicted model, not a curated record.
AUGUAUACAAUUGAGUUUCAAAAGAGAGGAUUACCACAUGCUCACAUCUUAAUUUUCCUCCAUCCAUCUAACAAAUAUCCAACUCCAAGUGAUAUUGAUCGCAUUAUUUCAGCUGAAAUACCUGACCAAGAUACCAAUGAAGAGUUGUAUAAUUUGGUUAAAACUCACAUGAUUCAUGGCCCGUGUGGAUUUGCAAAUCGAUCUUCACCGUGCAUGAAAGAUGGAAAAUGUUCUAAAUAUUUUCCAAAACAGUUUCAGCCCGAAACAAUUGUUGAUCAAGAUGGGUUUCCGAUAUAUAGAAGAAGGGACAAUGGACAUACAGUUCUUAAGAAUGGAAUUCAAGUCGAUAACUGGAAUGUUGUUCCAUACAAUGCAAAGUUGUUGACAAAGUACCAAGCUCACAUAAACAUGGAAUGGUGCAAUCAAAGUACAUCGAUUAAGUACUUAUUCAAGUACAUCAACAAAGGUUACGACAGAAUCACCGCUGCCAUUGUACCGAAUGAUGAUGGAACUUCCAACCAGCCGCAUAAUAUUGAUGAGAUCAAACAGUAUAUUGAUUGUAGGUACGUUUCUCCGAGUGAAGCAUCUUGGAGGAUAUUUUCCUUUCCAAUCCAUGGUAGAAAACCAGCUGUUGAGAGAUUGUACUUUCAUUGUGAAGGUCAAAAUUCGGUAUAUUACACUGAUUUUGAUCGUAUCAAUACAGUUCUGGAAAAACCAAGUGUAACUGAAUCGAUGUUUACAUCAUGGUUCGAAGCAAAUUGCAAGUAUCCUGAAGCACAAAAUUUAACUUACAACAAAUUUGUUUCAAAAUUUGUUUAUGUUAAGAAAAAAAGAGAAUGGAAACCCCGUCAAAAAGGUUACACAAUUGGUAGGCUUAUAUGGGUUCCUCCAACAACUGGCGAAUUGUACUAUCUUAGAUUGAUGCUCACACAUGUCAAAGGCCCCCGCAGUUAUAAUGAUAUAAAAACAGUGAAUAACGUAAAAUAUGAUACUUUCCGGGAUGCCUGUUUUGCUAUGGGUUUUAUCGGCAAUGAUAGAGAAUUCAUUGCAGCUAUUAAAGAGGCAAAUCAUUGGGGUUCAGGCAGCAUUAACAGGCCAAGACAUGUAUGGAGUAAAACAUGUCAUCUCUUAGCUGAUGGAAUACUAUAUGCUCAACAGCGAAUUGCAAACAAUAGAGGUUUGAGGUUGUCGGAUGAAGAGAUAAUGAAUUUAACAUUAAUUGAGAUUGAACGAAAUCUUCAAAGGAAGAGCCGAAGUCUAAAGGAAUUUGCUGGAAUGCCUUAUCCAAGUGGAUAUGUGGUAAAUAUGUUAAAUGUUUAUGAGCAAAGAGGUGUAUUCAAGCGAAUAAUGGAAGCAGUAAACAAUCAACAAGGAGGCGUAUUUUUUUUGUAUGGAUACGGUGGCACAGGGAAAACCUACAUGUGGAGAACUCUAGCUUCCUACAUAAGAUCAAAGAAACAAAUUUGUUUAACUGUUGCUUCAUCGGGCAUAGCUUCACUACUACUUCCAGGAGGUCGAACGGCUCAUUCAAUGUUCAAGAUUCCAAUACCUACAAUGGAGUCUUCUACAUGUAAUAUCGACAAAGGUAGUGAUCGUGCAGAGCUACUAAAAAUGGCAAAGUUGAUAAUUUGGGAUGAAGCUCCAAUGGCACACAAAUUUUGUUUUGAAGCGUUUGAUAAAACCCUUAAAGACAUAAUGGGGCGUUCCAAUUGUUCUGACAAAUUAUUCGGAGGGAAAGUAAUUGUAUUUGGUGGAGAUUUUCGGCAAAUAUUACCAGUUAUAUCAAGGGGCAGCCGUUCAAAUAUAAUACAUUCUACAAUAAAUUCAUCAUACAUCUGGGAUCAUUGUGUUGUGCUGAAGCUUACAAAGAACAUGCGACUCCAACAAGCCGACAAUACUUCAAGUACAUCUGAAUUAGAAUUGUUUUCUAAUUGGAUAUUAAAAGUUGACGAUGGGAAAUUGGAACAACCUAACGAUGGUUACACGGAUAUUCCUAUUCCAAAUGAUUUCUUAAUUUCUAACUAUGAUGAUCCACUAGAAGCCAUUGUUAGUGAAACAUAUCCGAAUUUUCUUAACAAUUACAAGAAUCCAGAAUUUUUGCAAUCAAGAGUUAUAUUGGCAGGAACAAUUGAAACGGUUGACAUCAUAAAUCAAUACGUUUUGGGAUUCAUACCAGGUGAAGAAAAGGAAUAUUUAAGUUCAGAUUCUGUAGACACUUUUGACGGUGAAGGAAAUGAAGCUUUUGAUGUUUUGACCCCGGAAUUUUUGAAUACACUUACAACUUUCGGUCUACCUAACCACAAGAUUAAAUUGAAGAUUGGGACCCCUAUUAUGUUGCUUCGAAACAUUGAUCAACCUGAAGGUCUCUGCAAUGGAAUAAGGCUUAUAGUUCCAAGAUUGGAAAACCACGUUAUCGAGGCAAAGAUUAUAUCUGGAAAGAAUAUUGGAGGGGUUAUCUAUAUUCCAAGAAUGGAUAUGACUCCAACACAAUCUCCGUGGCCAUUCAAAAUGACUAGAAGGCAAUUUCCCAUAACUAUAUGUUAUGCUAUGACAAUUAACAAAUCUCAAGGUGAGUCAUUGGAUUAUGUUGGAUUGUAUUUGCCUAGAAGUGUAUUUAGUCAUGGUCACCUAUAUGUUGCAAUAUCAAGGGUCAAAAGCAAAAAAGGGCUUAAGAUAUUAAUCCAUGACAAGGAUAACCAUCCAUUGAAUUCUACAACAAACGUCGUGUUCAAAGAAGUUUUUGAAAACUUAUAG